AUGUUUCUUUUUUCCUCUUUUAUGAUUAACUUAAGUCCAUUUUGUUCAUUUCUUUCUUCCUUUCUUGCUUCUUUUCUUAUUCCCUUCAUUUUUUUCUGUAUCUGUUUUUUUUUUCUUUUUACAUUUCUGUUUUUUUUCUCUGCUCAUUCCUUCAUUCCCUCCUUCCCUCCCUCCCUCGCUCCUUCCUUCCUUCCUUCCUUCCUUCCUUCCUUGUUUGCUUUCUUCAUUCCUUCCUGGCUUUCUUUGGUUCUUGUUUGCCACCUUCCUUACAUUCUUCAUCCCUUUCUCCCUUCCUUGCUUUUUUCAUCUCUUCUUUCUUUCUUUCUUUCUUUCUUUCAUUCUUUCUUUCUUUGCAUGCUUCCUUCUUUCUUUACUUUCUUCUUUGCUUUCUUCAUUCCUUGUCUUUGUUUCCUUUCUUCAUUCUUCCCUUCCUUCAUGCAUUCUUCGUCCUAUCCUUUUUCCUUCCUUGCUUUCUUCAUUCUUUCUUUCUUACCAUCCUUCCUCGCUUUCUUCAUUCUUUCUUUCUUACCAACCUUCUUUGCUUUUUCUUUCUUUCUUUCUUUCUUUCUUUCUUUCUUUCUUUCUUACCAUCCUUCCUUGCUUUCUUCAUUCCUUCUUUCUUACCAUCCAUCCAUCCUUGCUUUCUUCGUUGCUUCCUUACUUCCUUUCCUGCUUCUUUGUUUCUUUCUCGUUUCUUUGUCCUUUCCUUCCUUCCUUCCUUCCUUGCAUGCUUCCUUGUUUCUUUACUUUCUUUUUUGCUUUCUUCAUUCCUUCUUUCCUUGCUUCCUUUCUUCAUUCUUCCCUUCCUUCAUGCAUUCUUCGUUCCUAUCUUGUUUCCUUCCUUGCUUUCUUCAUUCUUUCUUUCUUACCAUCCUUCCUUGA
Messenger RNA from Acanthosepion pharaonis, 882 nucleotides. Lineage: Eukaryota; Metazoa; Mollusca; Cephalopoda; Sepiida; Sepiidae. The record is from the annotation of a GenBank genome assembly.